UGUUGCAAAGAAAGCACAUGAUAAGAUGUCAAAAGGUGAACUGUAGUGCUGCAUGAGAAACUCAGGGAUGGCAGAGAAGUAUGUGAGGGUGGUGCAGGACAUGUAUCUGGACAGUGGUGUGUGUGGUUGGAGUGACAGUUGGGUUCAAGAUGGGGGUGGGAUUACAUCAUGGAUCUGCUCUGAGCCCCCUCAUGUUUGUAGUGGGGAUGGACAGGUUAACAGAUGAGGUCAGACUGAAGUCUCCAUGGACUUUGAUGUUUCCAGAAGGUAUUGUGAUCUCUAGUGAGAGCAGGGAGCAGGUGGAAGGGAUGGGGUUAUACACUGGUGAGAAGAGAAAUGAAAAUCAGUAGAAGCAACACAGAGUAAAUGUGUGAAUGACAGUGUAACAGUGUUACAGAGAGGAUGCAAGAAGCAGAAACAGUGAUGAUUAUUAAUUUAAAUGCCUGGGUCAACCAUCCAAAGUAGCAGGCAGAGCACAACAGAAGUGCAGGGUGUCAGGGUGUGAUCUGUUGCAUAAAGACAGAAGCAAGAGUGAAAGGGAAGGUUUACAAGAGGGUAUUGAGACCUGCUGCGAUGCAUGGUGUGGAGAUGAAGGCACCGAGUUGAAGGUAACAGAGCUGAGGAUGAUUUUAUUGGGAGUGACCAAGUGGCAAGGCUGAGAUGGUUUGGAUGUUGAAUGUGGAGCUGAGAAGAGAAAGACCUUGGAGGAAGUUCAUGGAUGUAGAGAAGGAGGAUCUGCUGUGGCGACCCUUAAAGAGAGUGACCGUGGGUGUUCACAUUGUCCAGCGGAUGUACGGCUGCGAAUGGGACGAUGAGACGAAUGAGGUGGACGGAUAUGAGCAGUUUGGUUAUGAUGGAGAAGACUUCAUAAUAUUUGACCUGCAGACAGAGACGUGGGUCGCUCCAAAACGACAGGCUGUGGUGACCAAACACAAGUGGGACAGUAACAACGCUUUUAUAACCAGUGUGAAGAACUAUUACACUCAGAUUUGUCCUGAGUGGCUGAAGAAGUAUCUGAACUAUGGGAGGAGCUCUUUAAUGAGAACAGUUCUUCCCUCAGUGUCUCUCCUCCAGAAGUCUUCCUCCUCUGCCAUCAGCUGCCACGCUACAGGUUUCUAUCCUAACAGAGCCGAGAUGAUCUGGAGGAAAGAUGGAGAGGAGACUCAUGAGGGUGUGGAGAUAGGAGAGAUCCUCACCAACAAUGAUGGGACCUUCCAGAUGAGUGUUAACCUGGAUCUGAGAUCUGUUCCAGCUGAAGACUGGAGGAGGUACGACUGUGUGUUUCAGUUCUCUGCUAUAAACGAAAAUGUCACCACCACACUGGAUAAAACAGCCAUCAGGACAAAUGAAGCCUCGACAGAAGUGCCCAGCAUCACGAUCGGCCCCAGCUCCAGCCCCACUGCCGUCCCCAUCAGCGUCCCCAUUGUCACUGCUGCUCUUGUUCUUGCUGGUGUUGCACUAAUCGGAUUCAUUAUUUACAAAAAGAAAACUGACAUGAAGACUUCACCUGAAGAUGAUCCUGAAAAGAGCCCUUCAGAUUCAAAACCUUCUUCAGACAUAACCAGCAAAACUGAGCUGAUGACAAAGUAAUUCUGACAAAGAGUGAAAUCUGGAACAAAGGAGACACUUUGAACACUUGGACUAACUUCACUUGAUGAGGAUUCUGCAUCACUGAACUCCUGAGAAAACAUUUCUACUGUAAUGGACAUUUUCUAUUCCAGCCAGGACACAACUGUCCUGACACAACCGCCCUGGGGCACGGGGUGGCUGUAACUCAGGACGUAGAGCAGGUCACCUACUGAUCGGAAGGUUGGUGGUUCGAUCCCAGACUCCUCAAGUCU
Messenger RNA from Maylandia zebra (zebra mbuna), 1841 nucleotides. NCBI's taxonomy places the organism in Eukaryota, Metazoa, Chordata, Actinopteri, Cichliformes, Cichlidae. The record is from RefSeq and is a predicted model, not a curated record.